AUGGGAUGCUAUAAGACGCAAACGCGAUGGGGUGGCACUAUACUGAUCACGCUCGGUUUUAUGUUAGUUACCACGGUGUACGAAGUUAGCGCAGCGGACUCUAUUUGUGAGCGGAUAGAUUUCAACGAUAUCAAUAACUGGAAAGUGCAACAGUGUACCGGAUGGUUUCGUGAAAUUUUUCGUCUGAAAGCAUACGCCUCUUCCCCUUUAUUUCGGCCAUUUCGUGAACGGACAAAUUACUUUCUCUCGAACGAUGUGCGCGGAAUAAGCUGUACGGAGUCAAUGAACAGUUUUUACAUGAAUUCCUUCACGGAAAUACGCAUGAUCUAUCAGCUGAUGUUUAACAGUCCUUGCUUGUUAACGCUUAUGGUGUAUGAUCUGGACGAAAUGAAUAACUACGGUGAGCCUCUGUUGGCUCAGAACUGGACGACUCGUGCCCAAACGUCAACGUGGAGUUUGUUUGUGGGAAAAGUGGAACGUGAAAUUCGUCGUGCGCGAAUUCAACUUCAGGCCGACAUGAGUGCAGACGGGGAACUUGCGAUCGAAUACAUCACAGUGUACAAUCCCCUCGUGCUGGAAGAAUUCUGUAUGAUAUUGGACGAAUUUUAUACAACGCCCGAGCUGAUCACCACUUCUACGAGGCCGACAACAACGUCAACGGUGUCCUAUACUACUACUGCAACAACUACGACUACUAGAAGAACCACAACCACAACUACGACACCAAUGACCACUACUACUACUACUACAACGACACCAACGACCACUACUACUGCAACUACAACGACACCAACGACCACUACGGAGCUGACCACCACUUCUACGAGGCCGACUACAACGUCAACGGUGUCCUAUACUACUACUACUAGAAGAACUAGAACCACAACUACACCUACCAUACCAACAACAAGCACUACUACUACUUCCACAACUACGACACCAACGACCACUUCUACUACAACAACACCAACCACUACUACUACUACAACUACAACUACAACACCACCAACCACUACUACUACAAUUACAACGACUAUUGCAGUCACAAUUCCUGAAACAACGACCACGACUACAAGUUUAAGUACAACUCCAACUACCACGACUACUACAAUACCGACAACUUCGACUACAAAUUCUACUACUCCAACGAUCACAACUGCUGCUUCUACUACUUCUACUAUUAGGACAACUGGAACCCCUAGCAGGACUUCGUCUACAAGCACCUCAACGACUGCGACGACUACUACUACUACUGCUUCCUCCACAACACCUGCUAGCAUUUCCUCGACUACUCCUUUUGUUUCUACCACUUCUCGCUCUAUCACACCAAGCACCACCACAACUACCUUUAGCAGUACUACUACACCCAUUUUUACAACUACAUACACGACAUCUGCUUAUACUCCUAGCCCAGCUACUACAACAACUACCACUACUUCUACAACGGUUUCAACUACCGUUGUUACAGAUAUGACUCCUAGUACGACGACUACGGUACUAGAUACCACAACUAGACGGAGACGAUCGACGACGACCACGUUCAGCGUUACAAAUCCCAGUUCAACUACGGUCAGCUCAACUACGGUCAGCUCAACCGUCGUACCCCAAACACUUCCUGUAACCAAUUCUACAUCAGCAAUUACAACAUUGGGAACUGAAUCUAGUUCAAGCACCACCACAACAGUCAUUCGCACUACAACGGAUCCUAUUGAAAGUACCUUUACAACAAAUAUGCCUGUAACAGUAUCCUCGACGCCCAGUUUUACAACCUCGUCGGUCACGAAUUCAAUGUCAGAUUCGCCCAGCAUUACAACGCCUAUUUGGGAGCAACCUACGACCACAGAGUUUUCGCCAACAAUGAUAACCAAACAGCCCACAACUCUGCCGAUCACAACGCCUGCAAAUGCGUCGUUCGCCUUAUGGAUAGCCCUAAGCGGGGUGUUUAUCGUACUCUUCAUCCUUGCAACUGCUAUCGCAUUGUAUAUCUAUGUGGGAGGAGUCGAGAUCCACCAUGCACUUGGUGGGAUUGGAAGCUUUCUUGCGUGCAAAAAAUCUGACCGAUCAUCGCGAAACGAGGAAAAUUAUUACAAUUCCCAGCAGCCAAACAACUUCGAUCCGGUUGAUGCGUAUUAUAAUCAACAGCUUCAGCAACAGCUCAAGAACAGGAUGCGAUCAAAGUUUAACAGUGUUAGCAGCAUCAGCAACAAUAGUAGCAAAGCAAUUCGGCAAAAGUACCCCAAAGUAAAUGUUGACCCUUAUCGUCAAAUGGCGAUGGGGCCCGAAAAAGAGAUGUCAUUUGAACAUUCCCAGUUCGAGCUGAUGGAUGAUAUCGAUGUCAUUAAAUACAAAAAUAGACUCAAUCAACUAUAG
Messenger RNA from Anopheles nili, 2370 nucleotides. Its product is annotated as mucin-2-like. The record is from RefSeq and is a predicted model, not a curated record. Lineage: Eukaryota; Metazoa; Arthropoda; Insecta; Diptera; Culicidae. The transcript is spliced from 2 exons. The coding region runs from base 1 to 2370 and encodes 789 amino acids.